Molecule: messenger RNA, 891 nt
Organism: Thermochaetoides thermophila DSM 1495
Lineage: Eukaryota; Fungi; Ascomycota; Sordariomycetes; Sordariales; Chaetomiaceae
Product: putative signal recognition particle protein
Exons: 1
Coding region: 1-891 (296 amino acids)
Biological process (GO): SRP-dependent cotranslational protein targeting to membrane, signal sequence recognition; SRP-dependent cotranslational protein targeting to membrane
Cellular component (GO): signal recognition particle, endoplasmic reticulum targeting
Molecular function (GO): 7S RNA binding
Source: RefSeq, a predicted model, not a curated record
AUGUCGCACCCCCGCGUAGAAGAGGUCUCCGAUAGCGACCUCGAAAUGUCAGACCCCUCCGAAGCCGACAUUGACGACUUUGUCGAAUCAGACAUCCUCCGCGCCCGCAAUCAACAACAGUCAUCAUCUUCCUCCUCAAGACCCUCCCAAAACCCCCCCAAACCAGCCCCCUCCUCCCAAAAACAACCCCACUUCCCCCGUCCUUACCCCGCUAUGGCCACUACAACCGAUGAAUCUGCCUACAAGCGCUUCCAAUGCCUCUACCCCGUCUACUUCGACGCGACCCGCUCCCGAGCCGAAGGCCGUCGCGUUCCGGCCCAUCUGGCCGUCAAGAACCCCUUAGCUACCGAGAUCGUCGCCGCCUGCGCCAACCUCCGCCUAACCACCGUCCUCGAAGUUGGCAAGCAACACCCCAAGGACUGGGCAAACCCCGGCCGCGUCAAGGUCGACCUGGCCAGUUUGCCCCCCAACGCGCCGGUUAAGAUCAAAAAUAAACACCACCUGUAUCUGCUCGUGGCGCAACACUUGCGCGAGAACCCAACCAGCGACACCUCCCCCGCAUUGCACGUUGUCGUGCGGGGGGCGCCGCCUCCGCCGCCGGGAGUCGUGGAGCCAGGGAAGCCAUGGCCUAGACCGGCUGUGCCGAGGGGUUGGAAGAUGGGGGAGUUGUUGCCGUAUUAUAGUCCUGCGAUGACGGGUGGCGGGGUUAGUGAGAACUUUUUAAAGGAUAUGAUGAAGGAGAUGCAGAAUGCGGGGGCGGGAGGAGGGUUUCCAGGGCUUGGUGGGGAUAUGGCGAGUUUGUUGGGGGCAAUGGGAGGGGGUUUGGGAGGGAUGGGGGUUGCGCCUGCGGCGGGGGGCAGUUCGGGGGGGAAGAAAAAGGGGAAGAAAUGA